Molecule: messenger RNA, 768 nt
Organism: Drosophila hydei
Lineage: Eukaryota; Metazoa; Arthropoda; Insecta; Diptera; Drosophilidae
Product: peritrophin-1-like
Exons: 3
Coding region: 1-768 (255 amino acids)
Cellular component (GO): extracellular region
Molecular function (GO): chitin binding
Source: RefSeq, a predicted model, not a curated record
AUGAAAACUUUCAUUGUCGUGUUGUUGCUUGCUGGCGCAAUCAGAGCUCAAAAUCUGAGAGACCAAUGUAGGGGCAUUCAGUAUGACUUGUUGCCGCACCCGGAUACCAACGAAAAAUUCAUUGUAUGCGCCUAUGAAGUAGCCGAAGUGCGUACCUGCGAUAAGGAAGAGCAAGAACAAAAGUGCUUCGAUCCCAUCCAGAAGGCCUGCAGUGUGGCUUCUUGCACAGCAACCAAGCCCGCCGACGAGGAUAUUGCCAAAGAGAUUUGCAAGAGCAUGGGCCAAUCAGAGAGAAUACCAUCGGUGGACUGCAACCAUUUCUGGAUCUGUUUAGCCCACAUGGAACCCGUCUAUGUCACCUGUCCCCAGGGCAAACACUUCUCGCGCUCCGAACAGGAGUGCAUUUCGCCAGCGCUGGCCAAGUGCCAGGCCCCAGAGAAGCUCUGCACCUCCAAUCUAAGCAGCUACGCAGCUGAAAACUGUAAUGAAUUUUACGGAUGCACCGACAACAAGCUGGUCAAGCGCAGCUGCGCAUACGGCGAGGCCUACAGCGCAGUGGCUGGCUCCUGCGUAAAGGAUAUAAACAAUAGCUGUAGAAUCUAUACCAAGCCGGACUGCGAAAACCCAGCCAAUGCCAAUGCCUAUUUCGCUCACAGCGACUGCUCCAGGUUCUACAUUUGCGUACUCAAUCAGGUCUAUGAGGGCAAGUGCGCCGAUGGCUACGGAUUUGACAGCGUCAGCUCCAAUUGCAAGUACGGCAUCUGUUAG